UACUCCACUUCUGGAAGCCACAUCACUUUCACCAUGAAGGGUUUGAAGUCCAUGACUUUAACGUAUGUUCUCACACUCUUACUGGCUGCAUUUGUCACGCAAACCUGGAGUGCACCAAAGGCUUCUUUCCAAAGGAGAAACUGGAGCCCGCAGGCUAUGCUGUACCUCAAAGGCACUCAAGGGCGCAGGUUCAUCUCAGAGGACCGAAAAGAGGGUGAUGUGUAUGACACAUUACACUUAAAGACCCGUAGCCAGAACACAGAGAAGCUGAGCGUGGAUCAAGCCGCCACUGUUUUACUCAACUUUUUGCAGCAAGCCAGGGAUGGAGCGGAUGAAAACCCGGAUGAGAUGUACUUCCAGGAGAUGCCGGUGUGGAAGAGAGAAUACUUCUAA
Nerophis lumbriciformis (worm pipefish) is the source of this 393-nucleotide messenger RNA. It is a transcript of the gene spx, whose product is annotated as spexin hormone. The record is from RefSeq and is a predicted model, not a curated record. Lineage: Eukaryota; Metazoa; Chordata; Actinopteri; Syngnathiformes; Syngnathidae. Gene Ontology annotation, molecular function: neuropeptide hormone activity.